This is a messenger RNA of Aspergillus pseudotamarii, 1172 nucleotides long. RefSeq lists its product as uncharacterized. NCBI's taxonomy places the organism in Eukaryota, Fungi, Ascomycota, Eurotiomycetes, Eurotiales, Aspergillaceae. Bases 648 to 887 code for a protein of 79 amino acids. The record is from RefSeq and is a predicted model, not a curated record. The transcript has a single exon.
GCAUAACGGGGGUUUAUAUAUUCACAUCUCCUCUCCCAAAUGGUUGUUAGCAUCAUAUGCAGCAUAAACCGCAGCCCACCAUGUUGCGUUUUUUUUCUGAGCAUAGACGAUUCUCGAAUCCCAUGUUCAGCUCGCCACUAUCCCUUCAGCUACUCAAGAUGUCCUAUCCAUGUCAAUCUCCUGCGUGCCCGAUCAUAAUCAGGUCUAAUCAAGUUCUACCGUCCGUGGGGCGACCAUCGUUCGUCUGCUUCCGAUUAUUCGCUUUGAAAUCGUGAGCUGAACUGAUCUGGUAUUGUGGAGCCUACGCAGUCAUUGCCUGGCCCACAGUGUGCCCCGCACUAGCACUACGAUCGGAAAUAACAGAAGAGAUCGCUGCACGAGCUAUAGUACCGAGGUGGAGAGGAAAGACCUGUUGUUGAUCCGUUGCCAGCCACAAUCUGUGCGAUCUGGCACUAAGUAUUGAUAUACCGACAUUCUUACUGCCGAUAGUUGCGAGGGGCGGGUAUAGCCCUCAUUCUAUUAGUCGCGCGCAUGCAUAGAAUACGUUCAUCAUCUAGUACGCAGUAAAUCCCGUCGUGAAAGAGGGGUUUUGGGGGUAACGUGGAAUAACCCUGUAAUGUUUAUCAAAUCGAGUUAUUCCGCAGUAAAUGAUUCCGUCGUGUCCCAGCUGCAGCUUCACCCUCAUCUACGUGUCAUCCUGUCCCUCGCCAACAUCACUGACACCGACGAUCCUCCGCUGCCCAAUCAGGCAAGGUACAGCCCCACGCCUUUGCGUUAAGGUAGGAGGGGCUUUGUUGAUGCUGGCCAAUUGUUGGGGUUGGAUGAUCAGGUGUCAAAUUUCUAUCCAGAGGUGGAAGUGCGUGGUAAAGCCGCUAGAGCGUGGGUGAGAAUGAGGAUGGCAACCACGCUUCCACUGUCGUACGAAACGAGGCUCGUUAAGAGCCAGUAGGUUCUGAAGUUGGCCUUGAGAGUGGGUUUGUGGAGCGUUGUGUUGGACUGGAAAUUGCUCCACCACAUCUCCACCAAGGAAAGUAAAGAUCUGCAAUAGCGGUCAGGUCACAAUUAGGCGAGAUAUUGAACAUCUUCAAAGCUGACUGCUGCAGGACGACGAAGGCUAUGCCAAGGCCGUAUACAGAGUAAUUGGAGCCAUUCGAUACUCUGCUGACCUCAUC